Momordica charantia (bitter melon) is the source of this 755-nucleotide messenger RNA. It is a transcript of the gene DAD2, whose product is annotated as Defender against death (DAD family) protein. Lineage: Eukaryota; Viridiplantae; Streptophyta; Magnoliopsida; Cucurbitales; Cucurbitaceae. The record is from RefSeq and is a predicted model, not a curated record. Gene Ontology annotation, cellular component: membrane; oligosaccharyltransferase complex. Gene Ontology annotation, biological process: protein N-linked glycosylation.
AUUUCCAAGCGAGGAUUUUAGAGCGAAGUCUUCGUUCGUUCGUUCGUUCGUUCAUUGAGAGCACGGAAGCAAGGGAGAACUGGUACUCCACUGUUGCCAUGGCGAGAUCCACAAGCAAGGACGCUCAAGCUCUUUUCCAAUCGCUACGCUCGGCUUAUGCCGCCACUCCGACGUCUCUCAAGAUUAUUGAUCUCUAUGUGAUUUAUGCUGUAUUUACGGCUCUGAUCCAGGUAGCAUACAUGGCGAUUGUUGGAUCAUUCCCAUUCAACUCCUUCCUCUCAGGCGUACUUUCUUGUAUUGGGACCGCUGUCCUUGCUGUUUGUCUUCGGAUUCAAGUUAAUAAAGAAAACAAGGAAUUCAAGGAUUUGGCCCCGGAGCGAGCUUUUGCAGACUUUGUUCUGUGCAACCUGGUUCUCCAUUUGGUGAUUAUCAACUUCCUCGGAUAAGACACCUAUAUUUGGUUCUGCUUCUUUUCUUGUUUCCUUCGGAGAAUUAUUUAAACCCAGGAAGUAGCUUAUGCUAGAAAUUUUCUGCCAAUCUUAGAAGAUUAGAGAGAGAGAGAAAAAAGGAACGCCUGCAACUGAACUGAGUGUCAUUCUGAGUUAUUUUUCUACAGGUGAGAACUUUGUUUAUAUAUUUUCUUUCAUUUAAACAGGGAAGAUAGCAAAUGAGGACUUUAUUUCCCAUUUUCCCCAUUUUCCUAGGACUUUAUUUUUCAGUAAUGGUGUUUAAAUUCUGAAAACAAGUUUUUACAA